Girardinichthys multiradiatus is the source of this 1876-nucleotide messenger RNA. RefSeq names its product apoptosis inducing factor mitochondria associated 2 (gene aifm2). Gene Ontology annotation, molecular function: electron-transferring-flavoprotein dehydrogenase activity; flavin adenine dinucleotide binding. The record is from RefSeq and is a predicted model, not a curated record. The transcript has 9 exons. Gene Ontology annotation, biological process: positive regulation of apoptotic process; apoptotic mitochondrial changes. Lineage: Eukaryota; Metazoa; Chordata; Actinopteri; Cyprinodontiformes; Goodeidae. The coding region runs from base 164 to 1285 and encodes 373 amino acids. Gene Ontology annotation, cellular component: cytoplasm; mitochondrion.
AAAAUGCUGAGUCCCUCCUCUUUCUCCUGAGGCGCGGCUGCGCUCUGAUUGGUGCAGAGCUCCUGGUCAGUGGAAGGAGGGAGAAACUAAUGUAAGAAAAAGCAGCUUUCGAUCAGUUAGACAGAAACUGGAUCCGAGGUUCGAACCUACAGCAGGAGCCUAGAUGGGGGGUCAGGUGUCGGUACCAGACGGCGUGCACGUGGUGGUUGUGGGAGGCGGGUUCGGAGGCAUCGCUGCAGCCAAGCAGCUGAAGUCUGCAGGAAUCAGCUUCACCCUGGUGGACCUGAGGGACGCCUUUCAUCACAAUGUGGCAGCGCUCAGAGCGUCGGUGCAGCCCGGCUUUGCACAGAGGACCUUCAUCCCGUACACUGAGACGUUUGGAACCAGCUUUGUUCAGGGCCGAGUGGAGCGAGUGGACCCGGAGAGGCAGAUGGUGGUUCUGCAGGGUGGGAGGGAAAUCCAGUACUCCCACCUCAUCUUGUGUACUGGGACAGAUGGGCCUUUCCCCGGGAAGUUCAACAUCGAGGUGUCGCUUCAGACCGCCAUUCAGACGUAUGAGGACUUUAUCCAACAGAUCCAGGUUGCAGACUCGGUGUUGGUGGUUGGAGGCGGGGCCACAGGUGUGGAGAUGGCUGCUGAGAUCAAGACAGAGUAUCCGGACAAGAAGGUGGUUCUGAUCCACUCAAGAAUCGGUCUGGCUGACCCAGAACUCGUGCACAGCGUCAGGCAGCAGGCCAAAGAGAUUCUGCUGGAGAAAGGAGUGGAUCUGCUGCUGGGACAGAAACUGUCCAACCUUUCAGAGCUGCAGCUGAACGUGACCCAGAAGAACAUGGAGGUGAGAACAGAUAUAGGAGAGACUGUGAUCACUGAUCUGAUCAUCUGCUGCACCGGAAUCAGGAUCAACUCUGCAGCCUACGCCUCCAGCUUCUCUGACAGUAUGGCUGAUGAUGGAGCUCUGAAGGUGAACGACCACCUGCAGGUCCACGGUUUCUCCAAUGUUUUCGCUGUGGGUGACUGCACCAACCUCCAAGAACCUAAGCUGGCGUACCACGCCGGCCUCCACGCCUCCGUCGCCGUUACCAACAUCAUCAACAGUCUGAGCGGGAAGCAGCUGACGUCGUAUCACACAGGUAACGUCACCAUGCUGCUUGCGAUGGGCCGAGAUGAUGGCGUGGGUCAGUUUAACGGCUUCAGACUUCCUCGUUGGCUCGUAGCUCUGGGGAAGAGUCGGGACCUGCUGCUGUGGAAGAGCUGGAGGGAGAUGCAGCAGAAACAACCCUGCUGAUAACUGAGGACACCACAGAUGAAGACCAACCAUCCUCAACAUCCUCACUCCAAAAUGGGGCUAACCUGGACCUUUGACCUUAACAUUUACACCAGUCACAAAGAAAACUGACUAAAAACAUGUUACCGUAAAGCUAAAGUUUCUGUCUGAAGACCAAGUCCUGCAGAAUAUUAAAUGAAGUUUUAUUGUAACCUCUGACAUCUAGCUCAGGAGGUUCUGUCUGAUCUAGGUGAUGAAUUUCUUCUUUCCCAGAAAAUCUCUUACAAACAGUACAGCUGCAGAGAGCGCCCCCUGCUGUUUGGUUUCCUGAAGCUGUUCUUCAGAGGGACAAAUGUUCUUUAACUUGACGUGUUGUUGAAGGUUCUAUUAGGAGAAUCAGGUCCAGAUCCUACAGAUCACCUUUCAAAUGUCAGCUCUGGGUUUUAUAUUUAAAGUCUGUUAAACAUGAAGACCUUCAUUUAACCUGUUAUAUUUACACAUGUACCUCUGAUGCAUUUACACAACAGAUUAUCUAGUAUUUUACAGCAAUAACUGAAUAUAUAAAGUGCUUUCAUGAUUCUGAAUUAAUAAAUUGAACUUCAUGACGAUGAA